UCACAACACAUCAGUCACGAGGUCAAAAAGGUCUUUAAAUUAUCUCCAUUAACAUGAAAAAUUAAAACAAGACUCCCAUCCACCAGGACCACCUCCUCCUCACACACCGGGAUGAUUAACUAAUAACAGGCUCAGUUAUGUAUCCUAGAACCUAUAAGGUUUUGAACUUUGUGUUGCGGGAAAAACUCCAUCAUGGUAGCAAGACAAUUUCAUGCAUUGGCUAUCCAUCCCUCAAAUUUGAGCCAUGCAGGAGUGAGCUGAGUUACAGUCGGUAUCAACAAGUCCGUUUAGUACAGCUAUGUCGUAGGCUGGCUACUGUCGACCGGCCUCCAGGCACAGGCACUUCACCAACUAAUGAAGAAAGCACUUCAAAGAAAGCAGUGUCUGACCCUCCCACCCCUCCUACAUCAGCCACCUACCGCCUCAAGGAAGCAGUUAUUAAAGUUAUUCCUCGGAAAAAAGAACGAGUAAAGUUUGACACAUCCCAUCCAUCAACUGAACGGAAUUUCAUAACUGCUGUUCGUGCAAUGUCAGAGUUUCUGCUGAAGCCUUCUGACCUAGAAAAUCUUCGUAAAACCAAGAGACGCUCACCAUUUGAAAAUGAACCUCCCAUUACUGUGUACUGGAGGAAGGAUGUUGAAGCCAAAGCUGUGCAGGUGUGGGGAAGCUUAAUGGCCCUGGAGAAGGAAAGAAUAAAUAGAGAAAAAGACAUCAGGAGGUAUAAAGAAAUGGAUGUGUUUCAUGUGAAAAGAGCUGUGAAGAAGCUUUACUCUCUAAGGAAAAUACUGAGGAGCUUUAAGAGUGGAGAUAUCUUCAACAUCAAGAAAUUACUGAAGGACUAUCGUCGUGACCAGAGGACUGGGCCUGAGCCUGUCAAACCACCUGGCUUAGAUGCCUCCGGGAAGGUUGUGUGGGCUGCAGUCGUGAUUAAUGGAGCAAACUUUAUAAUGAAGUUAGGGGCAUGGGCAUUCACUGGAGCACACAGUCUGUUUGCAGAAGCAUUGCAUUCCUUUGCUGAUGUCACCAACCAGCUCCUUCUUGCCUAUGGUAUUCAUAAGUCAAAACAGAGUGCUGACAUAGUUCAUCCCUAUGGCUACACCACCAUGAGAUAUGUUUCUUCAUUAAUAUCUGGGGCCAUGAUCUUCUGUGUGGGCUCUGGUCUCUCCAUCCAGCAUGGCAUCUCUGGGCUCCUAGGUCCCACAGAGGUGUUCCCUUAUUAUUGGGCUUUCUACAUCCUAGGAGGGUCUCUGAUCACUGAGGCAACCCUGCUCAUGGCUGCUCAUGCCAUCAGGAAGGGAGCACAAGAACAACAAAUGUCUUUCACUGAAUAUGUGCUAAGAGGGCAAGAUCCAAGUGUAAAUGUGGUGCUACUGGAGGAUAUGGCAGCUGUCAUGGGUGUCACCGUUGCCAUGGCAUGUAUGGGCCUCACUUCCUUCACUGGUUCACACAUUCCUGAUGCCUUAGGUUCUUGUCUCAUUGGUGGAAUCUUGGCUGGGGUGUCAGGGUUUAUUAUCUAUACAAAUGCUGCAGCUCUGGUUGGAAAAUCCAUCCCACAGCAUCGAUUGGAGAAAAUCAAUGAUGAGCUUGAGCGUGAUGUGUUAAUUCGUGCCAUUUAUGAUGUAAAAGGUAUUGACAUGGGCACUGGACUUGUGCGAUACAAAGCUGAAGUGGAUUUUGAUGGUCGAGAGCUGACAAGAGGGUACCUGGACAAACAAGAUUUAGACAUUCUCUUGAAGGAAAUGCAAUCACUGAAAACAAUUGACGAAGUGGAAGUAUUUAUGCUCAAACAUGGAGAGAACAUUGUUGACAGUCUAGGAGCAGAAGUGGACCGAAUAGAGACGAUACUCAAGAAAAGCCAUCCAGAGAUUCGUCACUGUGAUCUAGAAAUUCUGUAGACAAUGGAACAAGGGUCUGCUGUCUUCAGCUUUAUUUAGUUGUACCUGUAUAUCUUGAAGUGUGUGUGUCUACAGAAAUAUGUGUUACCAUUAGUGUGUGUAUAGAAUGAAACUGAUAACAACAUAAUGACAAGGUAUGUCUUUU
Messenger RNA from Homarus americanus (American lobster), 2040 nucleotides. It is a transcript of the gene ZnT49B, whose product is annotated as zinc transporter 9-like. Gene Ontology annotation, molecular function: monoatomic cation transmembrane transporter activity. Gene Ontology annotation, biological process: zinc ion transport; transmembrane transport. The record is from RefSeq and is a predicted model, not a curated record. Lineage: Eukaryota; Metazoa; Arthropoda; Malacostraca; Decapoda; Nephropidae. Gene Ontology annotation, cellular component: membrane.